Molecule: messenger RNA, 3647 nt
Organism: Gadus macrocephalus (Pacific cod)
Lineage: Eukaryota; Metazoa; Chordata; Actinopteri; Gadiformes; Gadidae
Gene: taok3b
Product: TAO kinase 3b
Exons: 8
Coding region: 449-1762 (437 amino acids)
Biological process (GO): execution phase of apoptosis
Source: RefSeq, a predicted model, not a curated record
GGGGGGGGGGGGGGGGAGAGAGAGAGAGAGAGAGCCAGAGAGAGAGAGAGAGGAUAAGGAUGCAUUUUCAGCCGAGUGGAUGCCGGAUUCAGGGGAGAUUCGGCGACGGCGGCAGCUAAAGGGACGCGCAACGGAGGCUAAUUCAGCGGCGGUAGCGGCAGAAGCAGCGGAGCGCCCCGGGAGGCACGCAGCCCCUCGCUCUCCUCUCCUCCUCCUCCUCUCCGCUCCUCUUUCUCCGUCUCCCCUGCAGGACCAUGCUGGCGUGAGUGAUGAGGCUGUGCACAGGGACGCCAGGCCAGAGAUGCGGCCUACUUCUUCUCCUGAGAGUCGGCCUCUCUGCCGCCACCAGAUCUGUUGAGAACACGCUGCCACCGUCACAUCAUCAGCAUCUUCUUUGGUCAUCCCGCCGAUCCAGGAGCAUGAGAAGGAUUCUGAGCUGCGAUAGCAGAUGUCUGGGUACAAGCGCAUGCGGCGGCAGCACCAAAAGCAGCUGAUCGCCCUGGAGAACCGGCUCAAGGCCGAGAUGGACGAGCACCGGCUACGGCUGCAGAAGGAGCUGGAGACGCACGCCAACAACACUUACAUAGAGCUGGAGAGACUGGCCAAGCGGCACGUGGCUCAGACGGACAAGGAGAUGAAGGCGACGGCCGCGGAGGAGAGGAGGAUCCAGCAACAGAUCGUCGCGCAGCAGAAGAAAGAGCUCACCACCUUCCUGGAGAGCCAGAAGAAGGAGUACAGGCUUUGUAAAGACAAGAUCAAAGACGAGGUGACUCAAGACUCUGGGAUACCCAAAGAGGAGAAGCAGGAGCAUCUGUCCCGGCACAAAGAGACGAUGCAGCGCUCCCAGGCGGAGGAGGAGUCCCACCUGCUGGGCCAGCAGAGGAUGGUCUACGACCGGAGCUGUCGGGCCAUCAAGCGACGCACGGUGGUCAAGAGGCACGAGUUUGAACAGGAGCAGAUCAGAGAGGAGCUGAACAAGAAGAGGAUCCAGAAGGAGAUGGAACACGCCUUGAUGAUACGACAGGACGAGUCCACCCAGGACCUAGAACGGAGGCAGCUACAGAUGUUGCAGUCGCUACGGGCAGAGCUUGUCAGAAUGCAACACCAGACAGAGCUUGAGAACCAAGAGGAGUACGACGGUCGUCGGGAGCGAGAACUACACAGAAAGCACACCUUGGAGCAGCGGCAGCAGCCCAGGAACCUAAAGAUGCUGGAGAUGCAGAUCAAGAAGCAGUUCCAGGACACAUGCAAAGUGCAGAACAAGCAGUACAAAGCUCUGAGGAACCACCAGCUGGAGGUGGCCCCUAAAGGGGACCACAGGGUCAUCCUCAAGUCCCUGAAGGAGGAGCAGACGCGCAAGCUGGCUCUGCUGGCCGAGCAGUACGAGCACAGCAUCAACGAGAUGAUGGCCUCGCAAACGAUGCGUUUGGAUGCAGAGCAGGAGACAGAAUGCCAAGCUCUGAAACAGCAACUCCAGCAGGAAAAGGAGCUUCUGGACGCCUACCAGAGCAAGACCAAGUCACAGAUAGAGAGCCAACAUGAACGGGAGCAGCAGAAGCUUGAGCAGAAGAUCGCCAUACGCAGGGCCCACCUUGAACAGAAGAUUGAAGAGGAGCUGGUCUCACUCCAGAAGGAACGUACUGAGCGGAUAAAGCAGCUGUUUGAGCGCCAGGAAAGGGAAUCGGAUGGCUUUGAUUCGGAAAGCUCUCGGCUCGGCUUUGGAAGCUUGAGAUCCCUGGACUUCAAAGAGGACGACAGAUGAAAGUGGAUGUAUCUUUACAGGACAACUGUGCCCAAGUUCUCACCCCUCCACGCCAACUUGACCUUAGUCUCCCCUCCCCUCCUCCCCCCAGGGCAAAACAAGCUGGAUAACUGUCUGUCCUCGCUCUCUCUCUCCUUUAGGUAUUGCAUUUCCGAAUCAAUGUGUUACGUGCAAUGGGAACUAUUUUUGGUGAAACUUGAAGAGGGGAAAGAAAAAAAACAACCAAAAAAUUCUACAUCCUUUCAAUAAAAUCCAACGUAGUGUAAUGGUGUAAACUCAUCACGUAGAGUUGGACACAACAAAAUCAAAUCACAAUAUCUUACAAGACUUUUCCCCCUGCGCCAUUUCUCCUCCUCCUUUUUGGUAAGGAAUUGAAUGAAUUCAGGAACAAUUUUAGUAAAGAUGGGCACUUUGAUAUAUAUUUAAGUUUGUACCCAUUAUGUUAGUAUGAUGUAUGAUGCAUAAUGCAUACGUGACAUUAGGGGGCGUUGCCGUUGUGGAAUGUUUGCUAGGGGUCCGCCGUGGUUGGCUGGCCUUAGGUUUCUCAGAAUGUGAUUGGUGAAUGGUACAGGGGUCGCUGGAUUAGUUCGGAGCAUUUGUUUUGUUUUGUUUUUUAGAUGCUUUCUUAUCAUUUUCUGUUGUGCUUUUACAUGCAGUAAUCUGUAGUGCCACCUAUUUUAAGCAAACUCUUAUACCCUCAUGGUUUUGUUCACGUCGAAAGAAUUGGCAUUAGUUGAAUCCACUAAUUUAUCUUAUCACAGUUGAAGACCCCACUUGGUAAAACUGCUUAUUAUUGCAUGCACUUUAAGGACAAAUUCAGGUUGUGAAGUAAAGCAUGGAUCUGUCUGAUCUAAUUUUAGCUGUUUGUAAAUAAAAGUGGUCAUUACCUUUUUGUUUCAAGCAUAUGGAUACAAGACAUUAGCGCCAUAUUUGAUAUGAUAAUUUCACAAAUGCCUUUAUUUAUGUUGUGCCUAUAAAGCAAAUUUGAGUUAUUUAAAUAUGUAGGUUUUGUAUAUACAUAUAUAUUUCUAUAUAUAUAUACAUAUAUACAUAUAUAUAAAUAUACAUGUAUUUAUUUGUUUAUAUAUAUAUAUGUAUAGUUUUACAAGUACGGCACCUUUUUGUUUCAUCCAAAUUUGUGAAUCAUUUAAUGUUCACUAAUCCAAGGUCUUGUAAAGGAAAAAAGGUGAGAAUUGUGCUGUAUAACUUUUGAUAUAUGAAUAUUUGUACAUGAGAAUAUAGCUAGAACAUACAGAGGCAAUGGUCUAUUACUGACAUCGAAACUUAAUAUAACAAAGUUUUGUUUUCUUACAAUAUAGAAAUAUGGUCAUGCGGUAGCAGAACAUCCUACAUAGCCUACAUGCUACGGUCAACCGACUGGACUUUAUCAGAUUGUAUGAUACUGUCACAAACCACAGGCUUUCUUUAAAGUACAAUGAUCUCUGCAAGGUCUCUGAUUCUACUCUAUUUAACCUAAUAAAUGGCUGGUCUGGGUUGCAUUUGAUUCAAGAGUGUGCCAGUGACCAAGUUGAUAAUCUCUGCAAUGUUGAUGGAUAUCAUUGAACAGAUUGCACAACGUUUCCAUCCUACUCGAUGGAGAGAUGAAUGUUUGGUGCUUGAUUUAUAAUAACACCAUUAGCCUUUCUAGUCUUUUGUCCUAGAGAGAAGACUAUAAUAAUUUAUUGUUCACAGGUUUUACAACAUGGGAAAGAUAAAACCCUUUGAUACCCCUCAUAAAUUAAUACUUCAGUCAGUUUUUUGUUUUGUUUAAUUAUUGUUUUGUCGGCGUGUCAUAGGUUUGUGACACUCUGAGAUUAUCCCUUGCAAUGAAUCCCUCUAAGAAUGACAUGUAUGUAUGGAAAAAAAUAAAUACUAUUUUAUCACA